UCGUAAUGCAUAUGCCCAACAUAUAAAUCUAUAUAUUGUUAAGUAUGAUAUUAGUAUAGAAGAAUUCAAUGAUUCCAACAAUUUCAACAAUGAAGUUUUGGAAAUAAUUUCAGAAGUCACUGAUAUGACAGUAGAUAAUGAAGAUAAUGAAAACAGUGAAUAUAGUGAAUAUAGUGAAAAUAGUGAAGAUAGUGUAGAUAAUGAAAGACAAGAAGAAAUAACGUCAAGUUUUGAAAUAAGAGAAAAUCCACAAAAUCUUCAAGAAUAUAAUGGUGAUGUUUCAUUAAUAUCACUUUCAAUUUCAAAAAAUAUGAAAAUUUACCUUUGA
Messenger RNA from Diversispora eburnea, 328 nucleotides. Lineage: Eukaryota; Fungi; Glomeromycota; Glomeromycetes; Diversisporales; Diversisporaceae. The record is from the annotation of a GenBank genome assembly.